Acomys russatus (golden spiny mouse) is the source of this 945-nucleotide messenger RNA. It is a transcript of the gene Spa17, whose product is annotated as sperm autoantigenic protein 17. Gene Ontology annotation, molecular function: calmodulin binding. Gene Ontology annotation, biological process: binding of sperm to zona pellucida. The coding region runs from base 183 to 632 and encodes 149 amino acids. The record is from RefSeq and is a predicted model, not a curated record. The transcript is spliced from 5 exons. Lineage: Eukaryota; Metazoa; Chordata; Mammalia; Rodentia; Muridae. Gene Ontology annotation, cellular component: cytoplasm; sperm fibrous sheath; sperm principal piece.
CUCGGGCCUUCAGUACGCGAAACCAUCCGCGGCGCGGCGGAAGGCGCGCCCCUCUCCUUCCGGGCCGCCGUAGUUUAAAAAAAAAAAAAAACGGUUACCCAGCAACGAGAUAAAACAACUGGAACCAUCCGCACCAGCUUGAAGAGAAAGAAGAGGUACCGUAGGCAAUUCUUUCCAAGGAGAUGUCGAUACCUUUCUCCAACACCCACUACCGAAUUCCACAAGGAUUUGGAAAUCUUCUUGAAGGGCUGACCCGGGAGAUUCUGAGGGAGCAACCGGACAAUAUACCAGCUUUUGCCGCAGCGUAUUUUGAGAACCUACUAGAGAAACGAGAGAAAACCAACUUUGAUCCAGCAGAAUGGGGGUCUAAGCUAGAGGACCGCUUCUACAACAACCACGCAUUCAAGAACCAAGAACAACCUGAGAAAUGUGAACAAGAAAUGGCCAGGUCAUCUGGGAGAGAAGAAACACCAGUUACUCCCUUUGAGGAGUCUACUGAGGAAGAAAAAGAAAAGGAGGAGCAAGCUGCUCUCAAAAUCCAGUCAGCCUUCCGGGGACACGUGGCCAGAGAAGAAGUAAAGAAAAUGAAGUCAGAUAAAAUUGGACAAGAGAAAAGAAAGGGACAAGAGUGAGGUCACAGGUUUUAACCCCCAGAAAACAUGAAAAAGUAAUCCAAAUCCAUCAAUGUUGUGGUUGUCUUUUUUUCCUCAGUAAAGGAGAUCUGAUGUGGAAUGACAUUCAUUGCUGUUGUGAAAAUCUGUCACGAGCAUUUGUUUAAUAAGCAUGCCACUGAAACACACCCUUUGAAGAGUUCCCUGGGAACAGGAGAAUUGGCUAGACUUGUCCCAAGCUGUGUAUAAACACCUUUGGAUUCAGCGUCUGAACAGUAGUGUCUAAGGAUUCAGAGACCUCGGGUCAUGUGGUCUAAUACCUGGUGAGUAGUUU